Phytophthora infestans T30-4 is the source of this 1719-nucleotide messenger RNA. RefSeq names its product crossover junction endonuclease MUS81-like protein. Bases 1 to 1719 code for a protein of 572 amino acids. Gene Ontology annotation, molecular function: DNA binding; crossover junction DNA endonuclease activity; 3'-flap endonuclease activity. Gene Ontology annotation, cellular component: Holliday junction resolvase complex; nucleus. The record is from RefSeq and is a predicted model, not a curated record. NCBI's taxonomy places the organism in Eukaryota, Oomycota, Peronosporomycetes, Peronosporales, Peronosporaceae. Gene Ontology annotation, biological process: resolution of meiotic recombination intermediates; DNA catabolic process; mitotic intra-S DNA damage checkpoint signaling. The transcript has 4 exons.
AUGCCUCGUCAGAGUACUCAGGGUUGUGUGCAUGCCGACAAUGACCCACUAGUGGAGGACCUACUGGCACUCAAGCAGCGCGUGCGUGAGUCCACCCACUUGGUCUCCAACUAUGCGCGUGCCAUCACCUCCGUCCGCGCUCACCCUGAGCCACUACGCAGCGCAGCCGAGGCCAAGAAAUUGCGACAUAUCGGCAACUACAUGGCCAACCAGAUCCACGGUAUUUUGCGAAAGAGAGAUCUACUAGAGGCCGAAGACCGCGCAUUGCCGAGUGCACCGCCUCCGGCACCUUUAGUACGCGUACAGGUCGAGAUAUCGGCGAGAAACACCUCUGUCGGGACGCCAGACCGCUCCACGAGAGACUACGCACCUGCUUACCGCAAACAGCCGUGGUUUGUGCUACUGGUGCUGCAAGAAGCUCAUGCGGUGGAUGAAGACGCAGCCAUGUCCAGUGACACGCUGCUGCAGCGAAUGCUGGACUCUGGGUAUGAAGGCAACAAUACUAAGCUGCGGACGUGUUUGGCGUCGCUGAGCGGGACGCAUGAGGUGGUCAAGAGGUCCAACUUGGGCUUCUAUUAUCUGACGGAGAAGGGCCGACGCAGCGCAGAAUUGUGUCCAGGAUCACUCACAGGACCAGCGACUACUACUACUACUACAGACUCCAUUACUUCAGCUGGAUCAAGUGCUACAGUGAGGCAGCGGCCGUCGAGUCCCAGCUGGACGUUUGCUGAGCUGGAAGACUCGGACGAGGAGAUAUUGACUGAGCUGAAUGCUCGUCGCGUACCAGAACCAGAGCCUGAAGCCGCGAUCAGGACACACACUGUACCUGAGGAUUUGAUCCGUGAGACGGACACGUGGGAGCUGGUUCUACUUCUGGACCAUCGUGAAAUCAUCGAGCGACGAAAUCCGCGAAUUCUGGAGAGGAAACUACUGGAGCGAAAUGUCAACUGCGAGGUGCGCGUGCUUGGUGUAGGUGACGCUCAGUGGAUAGCACGCAGGAAACGCAUUGGCGGGGAGACGCAGGAAUUCAUGCUGAACGUCAUCCUGGAGCGGAAAGAAGUGCACGAUUUGUCGGGCAGUAUUAUCGACCGUCGUUUCUUCGAGCAGAAGACGCGUCUGGCUACAGUGCGUGAGAACUGUGGUGACGUGCAUGUUAUUUAUCUAAUCGAGGGAUCACUGACGCAGAUAACCACAGUGCGUACCAGCGGCCUCCACACGGCGAUGGGUCGCACACAGAUGCAGAACAAUUUCUUCGUUCAGCAGUGCCAGAAUGCCGACGAAACUGUCACCUUCCUUGCUCGUGUGCACGCCCGGCUACUGGCGAAGUUCCCGUCGAAUCUGCGAGCAGCGAAGCCAGAGACGUCGCACUUGAUGCCUUUAAACCGCUUUGACACGAACGACUUCGCGAAGAUAUUUUGCUUGCCGCCCCAGACUUUCGCUCCCUUCAACUCGCAGUUCCGGAAGAAAAACCAGUUUACCGUGCGCGAGAUUUACCAGCGGAUGCUUUUGCAAGCCCCCGGACUCAGUGCUGCUAAGACCGUGGGUCUGUCAGCCAAGUACAAGAACUUUCACGAGCUGGGGAGUGCAUUACGGAAACGAGGUCGUGACAGGGAAGUCGAGGACGUCCGAUGUGGAAAAUCUCAGCGUCGGCUUGGCGCUAAGGCGAGCGAGUCCCUUACUAAAUUAUUGACAGCUCAUAAAUACAUCGAGGAUGCCUAA